CACACGUGCUUACGGCCAGCCGCGGCGCCUGCGCCGUAGCGGCCUGGAGUCGGUGCGCGUAGGACGUUUCUCGCACCUUGACUCCGGCCCUCCGCGAGAAUCUGUUUGUGCUUCAGUGUCCUGUGCACACACACCUUGCAAGCGACGGCGCCAUGAGUCUGACUUCCAGCGUACGAGUCGAAUGGAUCGCAGCAGUUACUAUUGCUGCUGGGACAGCUGCAAUUGGUUAUCUAGCUUACAGAAGGUUUUAUGUUAAAGAUCAUCGCAACAAAUCUAUGGUAAACCUUCACAUCCAGAAAGACAACCCCAAGAUAGUACAUGCUUAUGACAUGGAGGAUUUGGGAGAUAAAGCUGUGUACUGUCGUUGUUGGAGGUCCAAAAAGUUUCCAUUCUGUGAUGGAUCUCACACAAAACACAAUGAAGAGACUGGAGACAACGUGGGACCUCUGAUCAUUAAGAAAAAGGAAACUUAAAUGGACAGUUUUGAUGCUGCAAACCAGCUUGUCAUGAUGUCAUCUGACUGUUUAAUUAGAAUGACUAUCACCUCUGUCUGUUCACCUCCCCUGGGUUCUAGAUGUGAUGUAUUGCAAAUUGCAGCUUUCAUAUUCACGGCAUUUGCCUUAUUUGUUGAACCAUUGUGGUGCACAUUUGUUUAAACAAAAAAAGGAAAAAGUAAAAACCAACCUCAUGGCCUGUGGGUUA
Molecule: messenger RNA, 702 nt
Organism: Nyctereutes procyonoides (raccoon dog)
Lineage: Eukaryota; Metazoa; Chordata; Mammalia; Carnivora; Canidae
Gene: CISD1
Product: CDGSH iron sulfur domain 1
Exons: 3
Coding region: 153-473 (106 amino acids)
Biological process (GO): regulation of autophagy
Cellular component (GO): mitochondrial outer membrane; intracellular membrane-bounded organelle
Molecular function (GO): 2 iron, 2 sulfur cluster binding
Source: RefSeq, a predicted model, not a curated record